Symbiodinium pilosum is the source of this 909-nucleotide messenger RNA. The record is from the annotation of a GenBank genome assembly. Lineage: Eukaryota; Dinophyceae; Suessiales; Symbiodiniaceae.
AUGGUGCUCGUCUUCGUGAAGGGUGCAGACGGCAUCCUCCGUGCAGUCACUCUUGAGAGUGGGAGCGUAAUCAGCGAGGGCAUGGCUUUUAAUGAUGACAUCUCAGCACAUCCUGCUCGAAUUUGGGCAUUGCUGAAAACGAUGACCACGGAGAGAAUCAUCUGCGCCUGGAAGCAAAUUGCUUCCUGUUUCUCAGGUGUAAACCAUCCCGCCCCACCCAGCAUAGAGACCAACAAGCACAUCCUCAUCACGCGUUUCGUGGCCUUUUUCGAGGAGGUUAGGUUCGGAAAAAGCGGCCGACCUGGUGUGCGGACCGCAUCUCAAACGAGAAGCGUGUCUCCACUGGCCACCUUGGCAGAGGCUUCUCCGAAGAGCAGCCAGGAUGGUACAGAUGAAGUUGACAUCGAGCUGCGCUUUUUCGACGAUGGCAGGCAUUAUGACAUCAACGCUAUGCUCACAAUGCGAAAGGGGGAUCAGGAGACCAUGACAGCCAAGUUGCAGAAGUCGUCGUCUGACGCACUGUGCGAGUGCGUUUUCAGUCAUGGGGCCAAACUCAGCGCUGGCUCUUGGAUAGAAGCAGUCCAGAACAUGACUCUGCAGGAGCUAGAGAAGCUUCGAAGCAGCAUGACGAAGGAUGCGUCUUGCAAACCUGUUUCUGAAGUGGGAGGUUGCCUUCCGGCUCUACAGCAGCUAAGAAUGCUCCACGCCAAGGUUGAAGCAACCUUGCUUUUUGUGGAGGAUAUGCUCUGUGAGGACUUCGCGCUAACCUUCCAGGGCAGCCUCGUGAAACUGCGCGACGUGGUGUCCGAGAAGAUCGGACAGCUGAAAGCGACUGGAGUCCCCACAACAGUCCCUAGCGCCCCAGGGACGUCCAGUUCUCCAUUUCGCCGCUGCAAGUCACACGGGUAG